AUGAAUCAAGAAUUAGAACAAUUUUUACUCUAUAAAACGUAUGAUAAUUCGAUACAUCCUGUAGGACCUAUCAACUGUCAAGCUGGUUUUUAUUCAUCCGCAAUUCAAAGCAACAUUUGCAUUUUUUUUGAUAUAAAAAUUUCUCCAAAACGAUUAACAAGACAACUCAUAAGAUCCAUAAAAUUUUCAUCAUCUGGAUCAGUAAUUCGAGAGGAUCUUCUUCCAGGUAGUAAUUUUGCACAACCUAUAAAAUUUUCAUCGUCUAAGCCAAUAAUUCGAGAUGAUUUUCAUUUAGAUAAAGAUAGAGACCAUGAUUCUCACAAAUUUGAAAUACAAUAUAUCAUACCAUUGCCGUAUGGCGGAGAAAUAAUAUUCGAAAAUUCAACUACCUUAAUUGAUAAUAUUCAUAAUUAUAGUUCUCUCAAAGUACAUUCUAAUUUUAAAUUAUUUGAAAAAAAAUACGUUAAGUUGUUAAAUUAUGGUGUUUUUAAUAAUAACACCUUAUGGUUUAUCUAUGGGAAUAACACACAUGAUAAUAAACUUAUCACGAUCGAUGUAAACCGUACUUAUAAUGAUUUAGGCUAUGAAAACAUCGCAAUCAUAUCUUCUUAUCCAACAUUGAACAUGUCCAUAAAGUUAUCAUUCAAUGAUCGUAUUAAUAUCAAUUUUGCUUUUCCUAUUGUUCCAUCAUCAGGAAAUAUUUCUGUCUACCAAGUCAUUAAUUCAAAUACUUCAUUAUUGCGUCAAACUUACUCUACUUCCUCUCGUUACUGUAAAGUGCAAAAUAUUUCAACUCUUUCUUGCCGAAUCUUAAAUAGCACAUUUAACCGAAUUGACAGCACAUACAUUAUCACUGCUAGUGAUGAUUUCGUUAGAUCAUCAUUAUUUAAUGAACCACUUCGUGGAAUUAAAAAAGAUAUUUGGCGUGUGAUGACACCAAAAUGUUCAACGGAGGCUGCAUUAAAUUUUAAAUUAAGCCAUGAUCAAUUUUCAAAGGUCAUUCAGUCGCAGUUGCUUGAUGAUAUAAAGUAUAGUAUUCCUUUAACGGAUAAUCGGCUAAAUAUAAUCAAUACUCAACCGAAUCCUAUAAAUCCCGCAGAAACACGAAUCAUAUUUUCAAUUGAUAAGGCAAAGGAUUCUUUAAAUGAGCCAGGCGUAGAUAAUAUUAUAAAUGAUUUAAAUGACUUAAUAAAGCAUAAACAUAUAAGUGCUCUUUCUGAUAAAAAAUCCAUAGGUUUUCUUGACUCUAAAUAUGGAUUUCAAGUCAAACCGAGUUUUUGGCAUGAGUAUUGGCUCGAGUUGACGAUCCUAGCAGUUGUUAUAUUUAUAACAUUUAGUAUCUAUUUAAUUGCCAGAAAACGUCACCCAGAGGGCCAAAACUAUUUUGUGUUUAAAAUAGUUUUGAUAAUUUUAGAUUUGAUUUUCGAGAUACUUUUCAUAAUUAAUGAUGGUCAUGAUGUUCCAUUUUUAUUUAUUCCUAGCCUAGUUAUCCUAGUUGCAUCAAUAUUAUUUAACACGAUUUUUACUCUAAUUGAAAUUUUGAAAAAUGGGGAUUUUUACGAAUGGCAUAAUAAUUAUGAAGCUAUUGUUUCAAUAUUUACACUAAUUGCAUGUAUUGAUGUUGCAGCUCUAUAUGCUCUAUCUUCAAAUUUUGCUGGUCUUAAAUUUUUUUCCGUUAAAAUGUCAGAAAAAACCAAUAAACAGAUUAAAUUUGGUACUUUUGUGAAUUUGAUUUUUGAGGAUUGCUCUAACUUUGGUAUUAAGGUAACUACUUUGAAAUGCUUUAUCUAA
Messenger RNA from Dentiscutata erythropus, 1791 nucleotides. The record is from the annotation of a GenBank genome assembly. NCBI's taxonomy places the organism in Eukaryota, Fungi, Glomeromycota, Glomeromycetes, Diversisporales, Gigasporaceae.